AAGCAGUCGGCUCUUUUGCAGUCUUCAUCUGCACUUGAGGCAGGUGCAUGCGUCGCCCUCCGCCCGCCACCGACCGAAACCGACACUGCGAUCUGACCCGAUCCGCCCCUGACCCCCGCCAUGUCGCUCGUCUACUCAGGACUGUCGGCCGGAAUCGCCUUCGGGGUCGUCUCCGGCGCCUUGUUUCUUAUCGGAAAUACUUUUUACGCAAGUAAAAGCCGGCGCCGGGUGCGUCCGGAAAGGCGACAGCACGGAUCGCCGAAACGAAAGCCGGCAGAGACGUGUCCAUGCACCGGCGGCGAGGAAGCGGGUGCCCUCGAACGGAGGUCGUCGCGCGCUCACGCCAGCCUGCGAUGCUCCCUGUGCGGCGGGGUGGUGUGUCGCGCCUGCAGCAGGGUGGUGCGACCUUCGGCCCGCAUCCGACUCUGCGACACUUGCUAUCAGCACAGAGAGCUGACUCAUCCCGGUGGAGAGUGGUUCUACCAGCAGCUGCAAACUAAAUUUCAUGAUGUGAUACCUUCCUCCUCCAGUGAAAGCUUAAACGAGGCGAAAAUUGCCGCCAGCAUCGAUGCUAGUCUUGAAGUUAGGGAAUUUGUAGAGCGGCUCACGGAAAAUAUUGUCGGAGGAUCCAUUGAUGACGUCACUGUCGAACCACUCUCCAGCCAAAUCGAAUACGAACAAUUGUGUUCAGAAUUCCAUCCACAAGUGAAGGAUGUUCUCACACGUUUGUCCCAGGCGUUACAAAUCGCAAUCACAGACUUAUCUACAGUAAAAUUGGCCAUUGGUGAAUCUCCAAGCGAAAUUCACGUUCAGCUGAAGAAAUUAGUAUCUGACAUGAGGGCUAAAGCGCUUGAGCUGCCUCUCCUGGAAAUGGACACGUUCCUCGAACAGGAAGGGGCCAGCCCUCUGAAGAAAAAGUCGCCGAUUGACUUCAACAAAAGGAGUUACGAAGAGCUCUUGAGCACUGCUAUAAUUAAUAAGCAUACCCUAGGAGGCUAUUACAAGGUCGUAGAAAACUCACAGUGUGCAUUGAUGGAGGAGCAUCUGAAAACCCCUUCAUGCAACAACUGCGGCAAGAAUAAAAACUUUGUCACAUGCAUUAAAAUCGGCGUUAACAAUGAAGCAAAAAUCACAUCCGAACGGCAAGCGGCCACCCAACCGAAGAACACAGCCGAUUCAGAGGAGGACGACAGCGACGCUUGGAGCUCCACCGACGAGGAUUCGGCUGCCAGUGAGAGCACCGAGGCCAGUCCGAAGAAAAGGUGCACCCACAAGCACAGCAGUGACUUUGCACAGUUUUUGGAAGGACUCAAACACAGCAAUAGGGUCCCUUUUCCUGAACUAGGGGCUGAUAUUGUCGAAGGCACAGUUCAAGAGACGUUACUUGACGAAACAGCGCGCACGACUUUGUACCUUGUCAACAGCGACUCUCGCAAAUCCUCCCUUUCGUCUGCUUCGUGGGAGGAAAACUGGCUUUUCCAGAAAAAGAGAUUGAAUUUCCGCUCCACUAACAGGAAUGGGGGCAUGGGCCGGGUUCCGAUGCUAGUGCCGAAUCCAAAAUUUGAGCACAGGCACAUCCGGGCCAAAAUCGGCGACACAGACGCCGACCAGCUUUCCUCGGACCUUUCCGAUUACGAGAGCUACAUGAGCAGGGAUGAGGAAUCGACGAGUCUCGACAAUGAGCCUGCCUCUCUCGAGUCAACAGGCAGACAGGAAGCGGACUCGAAACUGCCACCUGACUUGAUCGAAGCGACUAACCAGGAAAUGCAGGGAGCCGUUGUAGGGGCCACCCUUAUUCUGGCUCCGCCCUCCGUCAACGGCGCCGAGAGCAACGAGUUCGACCAGCAGGAAGGGGAAUAUUUGGAAGACUUUGCUUCCGUUGGCCACAGGAGUUUCAACAACAGUUUGCAUGGAGACUCCAACGACAGCAGUACUUUUGGAUUAUUCAGCAUGCCCGGUUCACCUACGAGCGAGUCAAUUUCCAAGGCGAAAAGCGUGCCUGAUAUUCUGGAGUCGACAAAAAGUGCUAUUUCAUCGACAAAAGGUGCCAAAGAAGAGCUUGAUGACCGAUUGUGCAAGCCACCCAUGCCAGGUACAAUCGCUGAACGCGAGCAUCUGAAAUGGCAGCACGCGCGCCCAAUUGCAAAUAACCCUUAUUCCGAGGAGAAUAUCGCCAAGAGAUUGCACGACAGAAAAAAAGUAUCAUCUGCAUUCAAUAUGCCGAUCACGACCAACCACUCAAACAUCCCGGUCGAGCCACCACCACCAAUCUCCACUUCAGAGCCAGAAGAGAAUUUGAGAAUCGUGUGCACGGGACAAAACGUAAAGGACAUCAAAAAAUACACUCGAGAUUACUACAUAAAUCUGCAAGAGAAUAUCCACUCAGCGCCCGCGGAAAUGGAGCCGAGCACCGACGAGAACCUGAGCAGCACCGCCGCCACUAACAGUGAGCCGGUGUCGCUCAACGGCAGCACCGACGACCUCCUCAGCGGAAUCGAGAGCAUGCCCAUGCCGUCCGUCAAGGAGUUGAAAAAGCACUUUGACGUCGCCGCCCCGCAAAUCACGCAGAGAAAAUUGAGAGGAAGCGCAAAAGGAUUUGACAAGGAAGUUAUCAUCAUAGAAAAUCCAGCUCCACCAGCGCCAGUGCACAGUUUGACAGGUAGGAAUUUGUCAAACGGAGUGCGAGCGAGUCUGCAAGCCGGCGACGUGGUGGACGCGCCCAAGCCCGCCGAGCGCCACAGAGCCAAUCUGGAGUUUUGGCGGCAACAACAAACGCCGGUGCCUGCACCACGACGGAAGUGAAUUUCCUGACCCGGCAUCGCCAAAUCGAGUUAAGAUUGUGUAAAUUUUGUAUUUAAACCCAUACAAAAUUGUACGCCGUUUAGCCGUUAACUGACGACACAUGUGAUAUUUGAAAUGUUGGAAUAUCUAAACUGAUAAUUAUUAUACGUUCCAAAUGGCCAACUUAAUUAAUAAUAAAGGCAAUGUGUGCCAAACUAA
Cloeon dipterum is the source of this 3000-nucleotide messenger RNA. RefSeq lists its product as uncharacterized. The record is from RefSeq and is a predicted model, not a curated record. NCBI's taxonomy places the organism in Eukaryota, Metazoa, Arthropoda, Insecta, Ephemeroptera, Baetidae. The transcript has 21 exons. Bases 121 to 2802 code for a protein of 893 amino acids.